UAUUGGAAAACUAUACAUGGAGAGGCGUGUUCCUUUGGAUCGCUGCAAUGAAUUUACAUAAAUGCAUAUCAGCUUGCCUGGUUUCCUCUAAAUUUGGCUGCGAAGAUACGGAAAGCAUUACAUCUUUUAAAGAUUUAAAGAAAAAUACACUUCAGUUGGACAUAUUUAAAGAUACUCGUUUUGUAGCCUUGUGUUUUGUCACUUUCAAUAUUGGUAUUUGUGAAAUGAUAUAUUUCUUGGAGGCUAUACCGUUAGCAAGAGAAAGUAGCAUUGGCCACCUUGAUUCAACUUUUAUAAUGACAAUUUUCACUGCAGGAAGCAUUAUCUGCAGAUUUAUACAAUGCGUACUACCUGGAAAAAGCACUCGGUUUUUAUUGAAUCUUUUUGUUUUUUCGCAAUGUAUUGAAGCAGUAUCGUUCUAUAUGCUGUCUUUGGCACGCGGGUAUUGGGCGUUCGCUGUAGCAUCAUUUAUACAUGGCACAGGUGCUGGACUACAAUGGAGUCUCUUAUAUUACUUCUCAGCAAAACUAUUCAACCUGCGUAAAUCCACAGUUGCAGUUGCUUGGUGCGCGACAAUUGCAGGGAUAGCAGAAACCACGGGGGCAAUACAAAAUUUGGUGAAGAAGGAAAGCUACCGUAUUGAUUUUGAAGUAGGUGCUGUAUUUGAAACACUUUCUCUCAUACCUUGUAUUUACGUUUGGAAAACCUACACAGAUUCACCAUAGGACGUGUUAAGACUUCAUCUUCAAGAAGAAUACAUUUAUAGACAGUCUUAUUUUAAUUAUAAAUAGGCCUACCAGAUUUAUGAUUUAAUGAUAAGCGUAUUAUAUUGAAUGAUUUAAACAUGGAAAUGUAAAAUACAAAAAUAUAUUUAGUUUAAAUAUACAAAUACGAAGGAGCAAUAAAACAAAAUACAUCAUUGGCUCGUGUAUAAUGUGACGUCCAUGCUUUCGUUAUUACUAAAUGCCAAAGCAUUUUUUUAAACACAAUCGAUACAAUCUGACUGAGUCUGAAUAAUCUUUUAAAUGUUAAUCUUAAGUUUAAUUUUAUAUUCAUUAAUGACGUAAAUGAUGAUUUGUCCAAUCUUAAAAUAGAUAAAGCUACGGCUUUGAAUGGGAUCAGCCCAAAGCUCCUUAACGCAGCUGCACCAUGCAAAACAAUUUGCUAAAAUUUCUAAUUAUUCUAUUGCUCAUGGUAAGGUCCCAUCUGAGUCUCCUGAGUAUAUAUGUAUAUAAAAUCUACAUUUAAAAAAAUGUAUACAAAAACCCCAAAACUCAUCAAUAUAUAUCUAAAUUCAAUUAUUAUGCUUAAAAUGAGGGUUAUGAUGAUGGUAAUUAAAAUCUUAAUUAUUUUCUAUAUAGUAAUUUAAAUUUAUAUUAUAGUGCAUUUUCUUUGCUUUGUUGUUUUCCUCCUCCACAUCGCACGGAGAGCGACAUCACAGUUUAAAUUUAAUUUACUUUCUUUGUUUAAUCCCGCCGGCCCCUGUGAUGUGAAGAAUCAGGGACCAACAUUCUUUGUAUCUUUAUUGUUUUUCCGACUGCUUUAUCUUUUAUAUUGUAUACGGCAAAAUAAAUGAAAUGAAUGGAAGCUUGAUAAGGUUAACCUUAUACAAAAAGAUUCACAAAUUAUCUCAUAUCGGCCUAGAAGACGUGGUCCAGCCCUAUAUCAUUUUAGAGUUACCUGUGUUAGUGGACCUACAGUGACCAAAUAUUUGAACUCCAUUUUCAAAUUUCAGUCCAAUCACUUGUGGUGUUCCUCGGGGUUCUUUUGUUACCUUCGCGCCUCCUUAAUUUUAUAUAUUAAUGCUAUUUACUUGACUCCAAUGUUUUUUGUACGCUGGUAACUUCACUAUUUUAAUACCAACCAAAAUAUACGAAUCCAUGUCUCUGUCGCAAUUGCUUGCAGCUAGCAAAGAAAGAAAAGAAAAGAAAGAGUAACAUGUGAAAGCAAAAAGAAAGAAGGGAUUGGAAUUUUAAGAAUGGAUAAUGGGAAGGAAGAAUAGGAAUGGUAAGUUAAACAUUAUCUAGUAAUAAAACAAGAAAACUAGAAUAAGAUGUAACGAAUGAAAAUGAAAGAGGAGAUAAUUGGAAUGAAAGUAAGGUUGAUUUUGAACUGAAUAAUAGUUACAAAAACUCAAUUAAUUACCGUGUAAUCACUAAAAUAAUUAGUGGAAUUGUAAAUUAUUAAUAUAAAUAAUUGAUUAUAGAAGAUUCGAUGCAUAAAACUUGUACUCGUAACUCAUUUUCAAUAUUUAUCGAUCUCCGACGUUUUUCUUUAGUCUGGCUUUUCCUUCUUAUGUAAAGCACAUGGAGUCUCUAUGCAUUGUGCUAUAUAAAUUUAUUAUUAUCAUUUUUAAGGGGUUUUCUGCAUCAGAUAGGCCUACCCACUCUACUCGACUAACCACUCUUCUUCUUGGUCUCAGGAUAAGCAGCAACAAUAAACAAAAACAAUUUCAUACACCAAUUAAAAUCUUUGCAAGCACGAUUUUGUUUACAAUUUUUAUUCAGUUAUUUCUGUAUCUGUUAUAGGUCUUAUAAGCGGGCACAUUUACUAAAUCUGUACCCAGGGGUAACGACCUAUUAAUAUGUAACGGGUCUUUCACCGUGUGAAAAGUGUUUUGAGACAGAAUGGGAGACUAGUACAGAAAAAGAUGACUACCCUUUAUUAUUCUUU
Messenger RNA from Anneissia japonica, 2673 nucleotides. RefSeq lists its product as uncharacterized. NCBI's taxonomy places the organism in Eukaryota, Metazoa, Echinodermata, Crinoidea, Comatulida, Comatulidae. Gene Ontology annotation, biological process: transmembrane transport. Gene Ontology annotation, molecular function: transmembrane transporter activity. The record is from RefSeq and is a predicted model, not a curated record. The transcript is spliced from 2 exons. The coding region runs from base 48 to 725 and encodes 225 amino acids.